This is a messenger RNA of Hermetia illucens (black soldier fly), 817 nucleotides long. RefSeq lists its product as uncharacterized. The transcript is spliced from 2 exons. Lineage: Eukaryota; Metazoa; Arthropoda; Insecta; Diptera; Stratiomyidae. The coding region runs from base 410 to 790 and encodes 126 amino acids. The record is from RefSeq and is a predicted model, not a curated record.
UUUGGGUGUUCAAUGGUCCAACUAUUCAAUGUGAAAUUGACAUUUUUUACAUAUAAUGUUUUAGGGUGACAUUAUAUUUUAUAUAUGAUGACUUGGUUGGUUACAUAAAACAAACAACUUUUUCUCCUUUAGCGAUUGUCCCGGUCAUAGCGGAGCCGGCUCGUCUCGAUCGAUUGCGUCACUUGUUUCGGUCAUAGAUCUGAUCUGGGUGGAGUCGGAAGGAUCUUAAAUUAUCAUUUAGUGUAUGAAGCAAUCAUUGUUUCGGUCAACCUUUCGGUCGUUCUCCAUUGACUUCGAUGUUCAAACCAAUCUAAGCUAAUGAAUUCUCCUUAGGAUGAGUCUUAUGACCAUAAACACCAUGCCGAUGAUUGGUGUAGCGAUUGCAGAUGCUCUCAUUUCGGAUUAGAUCAUGGCCGUGUUAAGUCAUUGGUCCAACGUGAUAUCUUUGUCUCCAUUACCGCAAGACGCCGUUCAUUGUCUUGGCCAGCACUUAGAACCAUCGAGGGCAACAGAGCGGACGAAACUGUGGAAAAUUUUAAAUUUGACUCGUUCGUUAAUGCGUCAAUUCCAACACCAGUUGAGAAACGUUCAUUCAUCCAAGUUGUGCGAAUGCGGGAAGGAAACCCAAUUCACGGUUGGGAGUUAUCGGUGUGCGAGUAUUUCGAGGGCGAUUUUAAUGAGGUUUUGUCAUUCUCAAAACCUUGACAAAAAGUUAGGUAUUAGCACCUUCAAAUUUAAUCAAAAUCUGGACAGGAACAGCGCACCGUCACCGUCGCAUAAGCAGCUGUGAUUGUACCUUACAUUAGAAGGAGCGAAG